UCCAAUUACCUUCCGGUUUUGAGAGUGAUCCGGGUUGACAAGCUGCUAUUAACACCGGUCUAAGGUGUCCCACCACCACCAUUCUCUGGACUCUGGUACUAUGAUGGCCGGCGGUUGUUCCGUCCUCUCUACUUCCCAGUCGUCAUGCCCCAAUAUUCUACUUCAAAGACAAUGUGCCUGCUAAUUCCCGUCGUUCUCGUUGAUGCUCGAUAGAUAUUAUAUUAGGGUUUUGGUUAAAGAGACAGUUGAAAUGUUUUAACGUAUUUUUUACUUAUACCAGUUGGAAAUCAAGGAUACCUACUGGAGCUGCGUUCCAUCUUUGCCUUCCAUAUCUUCCUCCUUAAAGAAAGAUGAGCUAUCCUGGAUUAGUUAUCACUUAAAGAGGUUAUGAUAAUAAGGGGGUAUCUUUCAGGUGAGAAGAGAGAAAGGAGACUAACGACCUUCCUGUAAACUAAUUAUAUAUAACGCCAACCAACCCAAUGGAUCGACAAGCUCACGACUAUGCAGCAGCGAUGGCUUAUGCUCAACAGCAGCAACAGCAAGCAGCCAAUAUUCAACAGCAACAACAAUUUGGGUUUCAUCCACAGCACCAGCAGUUCCCUCAGCAGGUUCAUGGGCCUCCUUUUGUACCUCCACAUCCUUCUCUUCAACAGUUUCCUUUCCACCGGCACUUGCAGCAGCAGCAACUACAUCCCCAUCCUCACCACCCUCACCAUCUUCUUCAUCUACGGCAGCAACAACAACCAGCACCAACAUUUCCCCCUCAUAUGCCUCCUCAACAUGUUCCCCCACCUUUCCAUAGUCCAUUCGAUUCUGCUCCACCCCCAGCUGUUCCCCCCUCUGAUCCGGAGCUCCACAAACGCAUUGAUAAGCUUGUAGAAUAUGCUGCUAAAAAUGGUCCUGAAUUUGAAGUCAUGAUCCGUGAGAAGCAACGAGAUAAUCCUGAUUACAGUUUUCUCUUUGGUGCUGAGGGGCAUGAUUACUACCGUUACAAACUUUGGUUAUCCACAAGUCCGUCGGGUGCUCCUUUCAAUCCUUCUUUCCCUUCCUCCUCUAUACCUAUGAUGCCUCCUCCUCUGAACCCUAUGAUGAAUCCAUCUUCCUUAAAUCAUUAUCCCUUGAAUGCCCCAGCAGCUGCUGGAAUUUUGGGUGCUCAUCAAUUGCAUCAGCCUCCUUUUCCACCCUUUUAUGACCAGCACCAGCACUCUCAACCUUUUCCUGCACAGCCUAGACCAGAUUAUGAUCCUUCAACCAAGUCCUUCAAGGGUCUCUCCGGACCCCUUCCUUCUGAUGUUGCUGCUGAGCUCAAUAACGUUCUCAACAAUCUCACUGGUACCAAGGAGUCAAUAAAAGGUGCCAAGAUUUGGUUUAUGCAAAGGUCUCCAUUUGCACCAGCUCUAGCUGAGGCCCUUAGAGAUAGGGUACUUGCUCUUGAUGAUUCUGAGAGACAGUUGCAUAUAAUUUAUUUGGCCAAUGACAUUCUUUUUGACAGCUUGCAAAGGCGGAUCAAUCCUCGUGACCUUGAUAAUGAGGCCCUUGCCUUCAAACCUAUUCUUGGUUCCAUGCUUGCCAGAAUUUACCACAACCCUCAUAAUAAAGAGGCAAAUCAGUCUCGAUUGCAAAAAAUUUUACAGUUUUGGGCUUCAAAGGAAGUCUAUGAUCCUGAUACUAUAUACUCACUUGAGGGUGAGAUGAUUGGUGGACCUCCAAGUAAUUCUUUUCCAGGGCAUCCUAAGGAGUCAUCUACCUCCUCAGUGGAUCCAUCAAGUGCUGCUGGUUUGCAACAGCAAAUAUCUCAUGAUGCCUCUAAAUGGCAGCAGGAUAAGCCAGGAGAUUCGGUGCCAGGUUUACUAGAUCAAGAGCAACCAGAUAAACAAGUGCCUACUGUCAUUACUGUGCAAUCAUCCCUUUCAACUUCCCAGUUUGCACCUCCUGUACCCCAGCAAUUUCUUUCAAGCUCGGUCCCUCCUGGCCUUUACCCACCAGUUACUGCAUCUCCUUUUGUGGGGUCUGGACCACAACCUACUCAACCAGUUACUUCAAAUGUUGGCAUUGGAGAAAAGGUGCCUCCUUAUCCCUUGUUCCCACCUGGUCUUAUUCCUGGAAUGGUAAGGAAGAUGCAGAUUGGUAGUGGGGUACCAUACUCUCCCAUGAGCCCUCUAGACAUUCCUACUGUUAUCCCUCCAUCCACUGUAUCUCCUUCAGAAAUUCUUGAGAGAGUUUCAAAGUUCUUCAAAGAGAUUGGCGAAGUUAACCCAUCAGAAGGGCCCAUGAAACCAUCAAAUUCAAAUGAUGAAGAUGAUGAGUACGAUAGGGAGUCUCCAGUUCGCAAGGGAGGGGCAUGCAUUCCUCCUCCUCCAAACCUGCUGCAUGUAGAUCCUGAGACAGGAACUUAUGCUGAUGGAAGUGUAGAACAGAAACCAGGAUCUAGUGGCUCGGGAAGAUUGGGACUUGGGGCGACAGCUAAUCCAAAUGAAGUGAGUCAAUAUGAUGAUGUUUAUACUUCUUAUAGGAAACAGAGGAGCUCCAGUUACCAUUCGUCCAUGAGUGCAAGAGCUGCAGCAAAGUAAAAGAAUUUUGAAUUAGGAUUACUGUUUUCGCAAGGAUGUAUGGGGUUUUGCAACCUCGAUUGAAUAUUUAUGCUAAUGUAGGCUACAUGCAGCGUUAUUUGAUA
This is a messenger RNA of Nelumbo nucifera (sacred lotus), 2674 nucleotides long. Its product is annotated as SUPPRESSOR-OF-WHITE-APRICOT/SURP RNA-binding domain containing protein 1-like. The record is from RefSeq and is a predicted model, not a curated record. Lineage: Eukaryota; Viridiplantae; Streptophyta; Magnoliopsida; Proteales; Nelumbonaceae. Gene Ontology annotation, cellular component: perinuclear region of cytoplasm. Gene Ontology annotation, molecular function: RNA binding. Gene Ontology annotation, biological process: intracellular calcium ion homeostasis; RNA processing.